AUGGAGAAGGCAAUAGCUGAUUUGGAGGAACAAAGUGGCUUUUGCCGAGGCAAUCCAUGUGUAAAAAACAUCUUUACCAUAAAACAGAUCGUGGAGAAGGGACAUUUUGUGUUCAUAAAUCUUGAGAAAGCUCAUGACACAUUGCUUGAGGUGCUGCGGUCAGCGGAAUUGCCAAAAAUGUACCAGCAGGAGCCCGCCAGGCCGCCCGCCUCGCACGACAGCGUUGCAGGCGGCAGCUCCAGCGGCGGAGACGCGGCUGACGAUGGCAGCGGAGGCGGCGGCGGCAGCAAGCGGCGGCGGUCGCGCACCAACUUCAACAGCUGGCAGCUGGAGGAGCUGGAGAGGGCCUUCCUCGCCUCUCACUACCCGGACGUCUUCAUGCGGGAGGCGCUCGCCAUGCGCCUCGACCUCAAGGAGUCGCGCGUCGCCGUGUGGUUCCAGAACCGGCGCGCCAAGUGGCGCAAGAAGGAGCACACGAAGAAGGGCCCGGGCCGGCCGGCGCACAACGCUCACCCGCAGACGUGCAGCGGGGAGCCCAUCCCGGAGGAGGAGCUGCGGCGCAAGGAGCGCGAGCGGCGCGAGAAGAAGCUGCUCAAGUCGCUGGAGCGCCAGCAGCGCAAGCUGGCCGCCAAGGGCGUCGCCGUCGACCUGGACACGCUGCGCCGCCAGUGGGAGGCCAAGCACCGCGCCCACGCGCCCGCCCACCAGCAGACCCAGCCCCUGUCCCAGCCCAACGACGACGAGGAGGAUAUCAACAUCGUCUCGGACGACGAGGCCAUCUCCAACUGCGGCCGAGUAUCGCCUACGCCGCCUCCGCAGCCGCCGCCUCCACCCCCGCCACCCCCGCCCACGGACGUCGGCCAGCAGGUCUCCGCGCCGCUCCCGCGCCGGUCCAACCCCUUCAGUAUCGAGAGUCUGCUGUCGCACGACGUGGACCACAGGAGACAGACUGUGUCGUCCUCGAUGACGCUCAAGUGA
This is a messenger RNA of Schistocerca serialis cubense, 978 nucleotides long. Its product is annotated as homeobox protein unc-4-like. Gene Ontology annotation, molecular function: sequence-specific double-stranded DNA binding; DNA-binding transcription factor activity, RNA polymerase II-specific. The record is from RefSeq and is a predicted model, not a curated record. Gene Ontology annotation, biological process: regulation of DNA-templated transcription. Bases 1 to 978 code for a protein of 325 amino acids. The transcript is spliced from 5 exons. Lineage: Eukaryota; Metazoa; Arthropoda; Insecta; Orthoptera; Acrididae.